Molecule: messenger RNA, 570 nt
Organism: Colletotrichum gloeosporioides
Lineage: Eukaryota; Fungi; Ascomycota; Sordariomycetes; Glomerellales; Glomerellaceae
Product: Ubiquitin-like protein ATG12
Exons: 3
Coding region: 1-570 (189 amino acids)
Biological process (GO): autophagy of mitochondrion; nucleophagy; C-terminal protein lipidation
Cellular component (GO): cytoplasm; phagophore assembly site membrane; Atg12-Atg5-Atg16 complex
Source: RefSeq, a predicted model, not a curated record
AUGGACGCGAUGACAAAAGCCAGCCAGCCUCUUUCAACUCCGACACGCAAGGACGCUGUCAAGUCCCAGACCCAAGGUUCAUACAAGCACCGCAUUACGCCACCGAGUUCACUGAAAAUGGCGGACAGCCCUGCGUCUCCUGGUAUUCCCAGGUCAGACUCGGCGUCACCAACCCCGGCCACAAUUCCUGAUCGCUCAGCCUCUCCGGAGAUACCGCUCACCAUGUCCGCUUCAGCAAUUUUGACGGCUCAGCCGCGGGAUGUUGCCUCAGCACUCGCCAGUGCUGGCGGGUACGCCUCAGAGAAGGUCGUUGUCAAGUUCAAGCCCGUGGGAAACGCUCCCGCUCUCGCUAUGGCCGUAGCCAAGAUAUCCUCCACUCAGACCUUCUCCACCGUCAUCUGGUACCUUCGCAAGCGAUUGAAGCUCCGAGACGCCGAGAAUGUCUUUUGUUACGUCAAUGACUCCUUUGCGCCCUCUCUCGAUGAGAUCGUCGGCAAUCUACACAAUUGUUUCAAGGACUCAACAGGCCAGCUUGUGAUUUCAUACGCUAUGAACCCAGCCUUUGGCUGA